Molecule: messenger RNA, 1704 nt
Organism: Perca fluviatilis (European perch)
Lineage: Eukaryota; Metazoa; Chordata; Actinopteri; Perciformes; Percidae
Product: serine protease HTRA3-like
Exons: 10
Coding region: 1-1470 (489 amino acids)
Biological process (GO): proteolysis
Cellular component (GO): extracellular region
Molecular function (GO): protein binding; serine-type endopeptidase activity
Source: RefSeq, a predicted model, not a curated record
AUGCAGCUCCUUUUACUUGCAGCGGCGCUUCUAUUUACGCACGACUUCACCGGAGCUGUGCGCUCUGACAAGUGCGCCUCCCGCUGCGACGUGAGCUUGUGUCCGAGCCCCAGCUGUCCCGGCGGGUACGUCCCGGAUAGAUGUAACUGCUGCCUGGCGUGUUCACCGCGCGAGGGAGACCCCUGCGGCCGCAAAAACGACCUGCCCUGCGGGGAUGGAUUGGAGUGCAAGCUGCUCGCUGCGGGGAGGCGCCGAGGCUCCAAGGGGGUCUGCCGGUGUAAAAAGGAGGAUGAAGUGUGUGGAAGCGACGGGAAAACGUACGGUAAUGUGUGUAAGAUGAGAGCGGCCAGCCGUAAAGGUGAGCAGAAGGGGAGAGCCGCAGUUAGCCAAGCGCACAAAGGACCCUGUGUACCUUCCGGCGCAGGUCGUCCACUGGUCCGUCCCAGCAGCCCUCGCUACAAGUUCAACUUCAUCGCUGAUGUAGUGGAGAAAAUAGCACCUGCUGUUGUCCACAUUGAACUGUUCAUAAGACAUCCCCUGUUUGGUCGCCACGUGCGUCUCUCCAGUGGCUCUGGUUUCAUCGUGAACCACUCAGGUGUGAUUGUGACCAACGCUCACGUGGUAACCACAGCGACCACGGUGACAGGGAGGCCCCAGCUGCGCGUGCAGCUCAACGACGGCGACGCGUACGAGGCCACGGUCAGAGACGUAGACCGGAAGGCGGACAUCGCCACGAUCAAAGUCCACCCCCAGAAAAAGCUUCCUGUGCUGUCUCUGGGCCGUUCAGCUGAUCUGAGACCAGGGGAGUUUGUGGUUGCUAUUGGCAGCCCCUUCGCCCUGCAGAACACCGUCACCACGGGCAUCGUCAGCACCACUCAGAGAGACGGCAAGGAGCUCGGCAUCAAGGACUCAGACAUGGACUACAUCCAGACCGACGCUAUUAUUAAUUAUGGAAAUUCUGGAGGACCUCUUCUUAACUUGGACGGCGAGGUGAUAGGCAUCAACACGCUGAAAGUGACAGCAGGGAUCUCCUUCGCUAUUCCCUCCGACCGAAUCAGACGCUUCCUCGCAGAGUCACAGACCAAACACAGCAAAGAAAAGACCAGACUGCAAAGAAGACUUACAGAGGAGCCCCAGUCUGAUGCAGACGUGUUGGAGGGGAAGAGACAUUUUUUAGGCAUCAGGAUGCUUGCUGUAACCAAAGCUCUAGUAGCAGAGUUGAGACGUCAGAAUCUGGACUUUCCCAAGGUCAGCAGCGGAGUUUUGGUGCAACAGGUCAUACCUGACACUGCAGCAGAAACUGGAGGGAUUAAGGAAGGUGACGUUAUAGUCAAACUAAAUGGACAACCAGUCCACACCACCAGAGACAUCCACGAGAUGCUGCAGCGGGACCAGCCUCUCCUGCUUGAGAUUCGCCGAGGCAAUGAUGACUUACUGUUCCACAUCCACCCUCAAGUUAUAGUACAUUGAAGGACAGGAGUCAGUAUAGUGGCAGUAAAGGCCCACCUGGCCAUGGGCAACAUACUGCAAGGAUUUAUGAACAAGCCAUGUUUGGAAAUAUAAUGAUGGAAUGAAUGAAUGAUAUGCUCAACCAUUGAAUAAAUAUAGUAUUUUAUUACAAUACUCAACAUACUGCAGAGGAAAUAUAUUACACUGUAUAUAAUAUGAAGCUCAAAGACUUUCAGAAUAAAAGCUCCCAAACAA